Messenger RNA from Paramecium pentaurelia, 1095 nucleotides. The record is from the annotation of a GenBank genome assembly. Lineage: Eukaryota; Ciliophora; Oligohymenophorea; Peniculida; Parameciidae.
AUGGUACAUUCAAAUGAUUAGCAAUUUCAACUUAGAUUUUUUGAUCCAUAUAGAAAAGUCAAAGGAAAAUAAUUUGAAUAUUAACAUAUUAUGACUCCUGAAGGUAUAUGUAUUGUUGGAUAAGCUGAUCAACAUUUCAAUAUGUUAAUAGAACAUAAUGAUAAAAAUGAAGUUAUGGGUAUUAAAAUUAUUGUGGAUGGUUAUACUUUGCCUGGAAGAAAAACUUUCAAAGGGAAAUGCAGAAUACAAGGUUUCCCUAAUUCUGAUGGAAAUAUUAAUUGUUUUAAAUUUGCAAAACCUAAAGCAGAUCCUAAUUCUACUAAUAUUUUUAAAAGGAAUCUUUAUAGACCACCUUGGGAUUUAGCUUAAAAUGAUUUACGUAAUUAUACUGGAGGUCCAGGAGAAAUAAUUGUAAAGAUCUAUGAGACUGUGAAAAAAUAGAAUAAAUAUUACAACACUGGUGGAUGUGAUUAUAGAUCUAAUGAUCCUAUGUUUGUGGAGGUUACAAAAAAUGACAAUAAAGAAGCUGAAGAUUAAUGUUUGGGUAUUGCAUUAGGAAAUGUUAUUGAAAUAUAACCAAGACAAUAUACAGAAGAGAGGAAAUAUAGAGAUAUCAUCAAAUAUGAUUGUAUAGUAUAAUCUUUUAGAGUUAUUUAUAUGGAUUCUUCUAGUUUAGUAUCUAAAGGAUUUAUUUAAUUAUCUUGUCAUACUCAUAUAAGAUAUUUGACAGAGGAAUAUUUCUUGGAUAAUGAACCAGCUAUGAUUCAAGUAUUGUAAACAUUAAUAGAGAGUGGAUAAAAGGAUAAAGAAGAACAUGAAAUUUUUUAAGAGGCUAAAAUAUUGGUAGAAAGAUUGGAUUAUUAUUUUCAAAGAGAAUUAUUGAAUAUAUUUAUGAGUAAGGAAAAUCAAGAGUAAUUCAAAUUAGAUGCUAUAAUGAGGAUUUAAUAUAUAGAAGAUGAAUUAAUUAAAUUUAUGAAUGGAUGGCCAGAGUUCUUUAUUAAUUUAGGGAAUAAGACGUUUGGGAUUAAAUAAAAAUUUAAUUAAAAGAUUUAUUUAGAAACUAUUGAAAAUUAAUUAAACAUUGAACAAAUAUGA